CAAGGAAAGAGAGCCUGAGCAGCCCCGGCGGCCUUGGGGACCAUGGGGAAGAGAUACUUCUGCGACUACUGCGACCGCUCCUUCCAGGACAACCUCCACAACCGCAAGAAGCACCUGAACGGGGUCCAGCACCUGAGGGCCAAGAAGGUCUGGUACGACCUCUUCCGAGAUGCCGCAGCCAUUCUGGUGGAGGAGCAGAACAAGAGGCCUUGCAGGAAGUUUCUGGAGACAGGUCAGUGUGACUUUGACUCCAACUGUCGGUUCUCCCACAUGACGUCGGGGGACCUGGAGCAGCUGGCGGCCCAGGUGCAGGAGGAGCAGCUGUCCAGGGAGCAGGAGGUCGUGGAGGUGCCCGAGGCGGGCAUCGAGGAUUGGCUGGAGAAGCGGGCCCAGCGGCGGAGCUCUGCCCAGAGCAGCAGCGCGCUGCCGGCCAAACCCGCGGUCUUCCAGUACCCCCCGGGGUGGCCGCCCAUCCAGGACCUGCCGCCGUCCCUGCGGGCCCCGCCCCCGGGGGGGUGGUCCCCGCAGCCCGGCGCCCAGUGGGGCUGAGAACGAGGCCGCCUCCUCCGCCGCGGAAGCUCCUCCGAGUGUCUCACGGGGGCAUCGGGGACCCCCCUUGUCUCCUAGAUCCCAAUAAAAGGCUCCAGCCUCAAAAAAAAAAAAAAAAAA
This is a messenger RNA of Antechinus flavipes (yellow-footed antechinus), 669 nucleotides long. RefSeq names its product zinc finger matrin-type protein 5-like. Lineage: Eukaryota; Metazoa; Chordata; Mammalia; Dasyuromorphia; Dasyuridae. Bases 43 to 549 code for a protein of 168 amino acids. The record is from RefSeq and is a predicted model, not a curated record. The transcript has a single exon. Gene Ontology annotation, molecular function: zinc ion binding. Gene Ontology annotation, cellular component: U12-type spliceosomal complex.